Beauveria bassiana ARSEF 2860 is the source of this 2424-nucleotide messenger RNA. RefSeq names its product homeobox and C2H2 transcription factor. Gene Ontology annotation, biological process: regulation of DNA-templated transcription. The coding region runs from base 1 to 2424 and encodes 807 amino acids. The transcript has 3 exons. The record is from RefSeq and is a predicted model, not a curated record. NCBI's taxonomy places the organism in Eukaryota, Fungi, Ascomycota, Sordariomycetes, Hypocreales, Cordycipitaceae. Gene Ontology annotation, molecular function: DNA-binding transcription factor activity, RNA polymerase II-specific; DNA binding.
AUGGAUUCCUUCGACUUGGCCCUGCCUGGCUUCGGCCAUGAUGUCUCUGCCAUCGACAAUGACAGCCUUCAAUACGACAUCUUCCAGGACUGGGACGUCUUGAAUGAGUUUACACUUCUUGGACAGCAACUUGGGGAGCAGCACACCCAGGCCGAGGAAGCGCCAGUCGAUCCAGUUCCCAUCCAGAACAAUGAUACACCAGAGACGACGCCAAUGUCGCAAACUGCUUCAACACCGUAUUUCCCGAGUCCGCCAGUGACUACACCAUCAGACACAGCUGGAGCCCGGCCUGGCUUCCCGCAAAGCGCCGUGAGGCUCCUUCGCCAGUGGAUGACGGCCAACAGCCACUACCCGUACCCCACGCGCGAGGACAAGGAAAUGCUCAGCACCAUGACAGGCCUCAGUCAGACGCAAAUAAUCAAUUGGUUCGCCAAUGCGAGAAGGCGCGCCAAGAUGUCUGCGCCAUUGCGCGCACCCGCUUCCACUACGGAAUCGAUGGCGCCCAUGGAUAUCCCUGCGCGACGCGCCACCCCCGGCAUCUUGGAAGGCCUGAACCCCAUGCAGCGCUGGGAAAACUCGCCUCCAGAUAACGAGCCUGCUGAUGUCGCGGCGAUUCUCGGUGCUGUCAAUGCAGCUCGCAUUGCUGCCUCCCCUAGUGACCGCUCCUGUCUCACGCCAGCAUCGCGGUACUCGGACGACAGCUCUAGCGUCGGCUUCAGCAAUGGCUCUUCCUUUGGGAGAUACGAUGCGCCCUCUAGCGAGGGCUCCGUGAGGUCCGCCCGGUCAUCCCAAGGCGGCGUCUCCUUGUCUCCCUUCCCAGACAGCUCGGCAAGGCGCAGACGCCGUCGGAAGCGUGCCGGUUUACCCACUCACACAGCAUACCCUACUCCCAUACGCGGCGCAUUUCAAUGCACUUUUUGUGCCGAAGACUUUCAGACAAAGUAUGACUGGCAGAGACAUGAAAAGACGUGGCAUCUCUCCAUCGAUCGUUGGGUUUGCGCCCCAACUGGCCCUCUUUCAGUCGACCCCGUCACUGGUUCCCUAACGUGCGUGUUUUGCAUGCAGCCGAAUCCAGACGCGGCGCACUUUGAAUCGCACAACUUUUCUCUCUGCAGCAGUCGGACUCUCACGGAACGUACUUUUUACCGUAAAGACCAUCUGACGCAACAUUUGCGGCUCGGCCACCACGCCAAGGUCCCGAAAGAGACGCUUGAGACUUGGAAGGCAGCCUCGCCCGAGAUUCGGUCGCGCUGCGGGUUCUGUAAUACUACUCUGCAUAGUUGGAGUGCACGAGUCGAUCACCUUGCACUUCACUUCAAAAAUGGAGCUUCGAUGGAGCACUGGACAGGCGAUUGGGGCUUUACCGAAGCUGUUCUACGGACAGUAGAGAACUCUGUACCACCAUACUUGAUUCAUUUGGAAAAAAUAUCACCACUGCCAUAUUUGGCAAGUAGCGCCUCGCCAUGGACACCCAAUAGCCCCUACGAAUUGCUUAAUAUGGAGUUGGAAUACUGGAUUGCGAACCACACAGAUGAUACUGGGAGUCCGCCGACCGACACCGAAAUCCAACUUGAAGCAUGUCGCAUCAUUCGCAGCGCUGAUAUCCUGUCUACCGACCCUACUGCUGCCUGCGGAUCCUGGCUGCGAGACCUCGUCAUGUCCUGUAAAGAAAUUGCCCGCGACGCCAUGUUUCAAUCUGUCCGCGGCCAAGAAGAGAAUCGCAUGUCGACACUACGAAUUAAUGGCAAAGAUAAUAUCUUUCAAGACUGUGCUUUCGAAAGUGAAUUGCGGCAAUUCACACUCUCGCUGCCACAGAAUGGCAAAGAGGUGGCUAAUUGGGAACUGCAAGUAGAGGCGGAUCGCGUUUUGCGACGAGCUCAGCAAUUAUCCAACUCGAACAAGGACAACGUUCUGAAUUGGCUACUCAGGCUUACGUACAACUCUACCGAUUGGCUGGUAGAUUUCAGAAGGCGACUUUUCGAGGCGGUGGAACAAGGGGAAAAAGUGAGCGAGAUCAGCCCACCAGCCGGCGAUGCGACGACACUCGACCCCAAAGCUCUUGGUGUGGAAUCUCCAAUGUCUCUUGACUCGACGCAGCAAGACCCGACCAAAGAACGCCAUAAAGCGGCUACGGCAAGCCGAAGAGGGUUCUACGAUCUCAACGAUGCCAAUGGCUACCGCCGUCUCGCUCGAGGUCUGGCCCGCUUUGUUGCGUCGUCCAUGUCGGACUGCAACCCGAACAAGCAUAUACCAAGUGACGAGGAGAUUCAACAGCAAGCUCGGUGGCUUGAAUAUGGAGAGGGCGAUCCGUGGAACCAGACGGCGGCAGAUCUCCCAGACUGGCUGGAGCGAUUCAAACGCGACAUUGGGCUUCUACCUCGAGAUACGGGACCUGGCCUGGGUCUAAUCAACCGCAAAACAUGA